Molecule: messenger RNA, 1167 nt
Organism: Bactrocera oleae (olive fruit fly)
Lineage: Eukaryota; Metazoa; Arthropoda; Insecta; Diptera; Tephritidae
Product: pyridoxal phosphate homeostasis protein
Cellular component (GO): intracellular anatomical structure
Molecular function (GO): pyridoxal phosphate binding
Source: RefSeq, a predicted model, not a curated record
GCAUACAGAUGUCCCUACUGUACAAAACAGCUGACUCAUAUUUACGUUUUUUUUUACAUUUUCAGUACAUAUUGGACAAAUAUUUAUUUAUCAUAAGUUAUUGAUAAGAUUUUGUUUUUUAAUAAUUAUAUUUUAACUGGCAGAGUAAAUAACUGAUUACAUUUAACGCUUUGAACUCUAUGAUACGCGCAAUGUCGGAUAUUAAUGUCAAAGCGGGCAUAGAAUGCAUUUUAAAGCGCAUCGAUGAGGCUUAUACACGUCGGUCGCCGCAUAUUAAGGCAUCGAAACCACUGCUUGUGGCGGUUAGUAAAACCAAGCCGGUUGAAAUGAUCAUCGAAGCCUAUCAAGCUGGUCAGCGGCAUUUUGGUGAAAACUAUGUGCAGGAGUUAGUGGAAAAAUCGCAGCACCCUGACAUUUUGCAGCAUUGUCAGGAUAUUAAAUGGCAUUUUAUUGGUCAUCUUCAGAAUAAUAAAAUCAAUAAAGUGCUCAAAUUACCCAACCUAUAUAUGAUCCAAACUGUUGAUAACGAAAGAUUGGCCAACGGACUCAACACCGCUUGGGAAAAAUUCCAAAGUGACAAUAAAAAGCCUCUUUCAGUUUUAAUACAAAUCAACACUAGUGGAGAAGAAGCAAAGAAUGGCGUGCCACCAAGUGAAGCUCCAGCACUGUACAAGCAUAUAAAAGAAAAUCUAAAACACCUUCAAUUAGAAGGUGUUAUGACUAUUGGCGCAUUCGGCUUUGACUAUUCAACUGGACCGAAUCCUGAUUUUAUUUCGCUGAUAAAUGUGCACAAGCAAAUCUGUGAAGAGCAUAAACUGGACCCGGAGGCUCUGCAAGUGUCCAUGGGCAUGUCUGAUGAUUUUGAAUAUGCGAUUGAAGCGGGCAGCACCAUAGUACGUGUUGGAAGUGCAAUUUUCGGUUUCCGUGCGAAAAAGAAUGUUUAAUGUACUAAUAUAACGGUUUCACGCACUAAAAAAGCCGAUUCUUGUAUGUUUAACGUGCUAAAUUGCAUAAAAAUUUACUAAAAUAUACUAAAAUAAGUAAAGGACUUAUUAGUCGCUGUUUUGGCUUUGUAAAGUUUUACUCAUUCAUUGUAAUAAGCUAUGAAAGUGUAUAAAAGCUUAAAGCGUUAAGAAUAUAUGUAUACGUAUGUUUAUAUAACUACAA